Messenger RNA from Kazachstania africana CBS 2517, 1365 nucleotides. It is a transcript of the gene ERG8, whose product is annotated as phosphomevalonate kinase. Gene Ontology annotation, biological process: isopentenyl diphosphate biosynthetic process, mevalonate pathway; ergosterol biosynthetic process. Gene Ontology annotation, cellular component: peroxisome. NCBI's taxonomy places the organism in Eukaryota, Fungi, Ascomycota, Saccharomycetes, Saccharomycetales, Saccharomycetaceae. The record is from RefSeq and is a predicted model, not a curated record. Gene Ontology annotation, molecular function: ATP binding; phosphomevalonate kinase activity. The coding region runs from base 1 to 1365 and encodes 454 amino acids. The transcript has a single exon.
AUGGGGUAUAAUAGGGCCUUCAGUGCGCCAGGAAAAGCACUUUUGGUGGGUGGAUAUUUGGUUCUGGAUAGUCGCUAUAAGGCGUACGUUAUUGCCUUGUCUUCCCGUAUGCAUGCUGUAGUAUCAGCUGCCAAUGAAGCUAAUGCCGAAGGUUCAUAUAGAGUUUUGGUUACAAGCGCUCAGUUUAAUGAUGACCAAUGGAGCUAUACCGUUUCAAAGAAAGAAGGCUUUUUGCCAGCAGAAGAUAAUAAUCGAACUAAUCCGUUCAUUGAGCAAGUUAUUUUUAAUGUUUUCAACUACUUCUUCGAUAAUGUAGAACAAGUACCAAACGUUAUCAGAAUUCAAAUAUUUUCUGAUCCAGAGUAUCACUCUCAGGAAAAUACAUAUGUGGUUUCUAAUAAAUACAAGCAUUUCAAUUUUCAUAAAAAAGGUAUUACAGACGUGCCAAAAACAGGUUUGGGCUCAUCUGCUGGUUUGGUAACGGUUCUGACAGCUGCACUCUGUUCAGUCUUAAUGGAAGAAUCAUUAACGCCUUUAAACGCAACGAAUGCAGAGCAUCUAAAAAUUGUUCAUAAUCUUGCGCAGGUAGCACACUGUCAAGCCCAGGGCAAAAUAGGAAGUGGUUUUGAUGUUGCUGCCGCAACGUAUGGUUCUAUUCUCUACAACAGAUUUGCGCCUGAUUUAGUCUCUGAUCUACCAAAGAUGAAUCCAAAACAUAUUCGACAAUACCACCGUGCUUUAGUUGCUUUGGUGGAAAGAAUCGAUUGGAACAUAUCAACAGAACGCAUAAAACUGCCCCGGGGAUUGAAGUUGAUAAUGGGAGAUGUUAAUAGCGGUUCCGAAACAGUUAAAUUGGUUGCAAAGGUCAAGAGGUGGUACCAGGAGAAUUUACCUCGUAGUCUGGAGAUCUAUGAGAAGAUAAAUGAUAAUAAUAUGAAAGUCAUCGUAGGAUUUUCAAAGCUAAACCAGUUGAGUGAAACAAAUCCGGAAUAUUAUAAGAAGAUAUUGGAAAGUUUGAUCCAGCCAAGUGGUAAAAAGUAUGUCGAACUGGAAGAGAUUCAAGAUGCUGUAAAUACCAUACGUGAACAAUUCAGAAUCAUCACACAAGAAUCCGGUGCUGACGUAGAACCAAGUAUUCAAACUGAAUUAUUGGAUGCAUGUAUGAAUUUGAAAGGGGUACUAACUGGUGUUGUUCCUGGAGCUGGUGGCUAUGACGCCAUUUCAUUAAUUGCUACGGAAAAUACGGAGUUAUUUCAAGAAACUGAAAACAGGGAAGACUUUAAGAAUGUUUCAUGGCUUAAGAUAAAGCAAGCGGAUCUUGGCUUGAUGGAAGAGGAUUAUCUCCAUUAUAAAGGUCUUGAAUAG